GAAAGGCUGGCCCCACCUGCAGUCACUCUCUUUUCAAAUAAAAACUGGAUUGGCAGGACACACCCGUCCUUCUCCACGCACCAUCAAAGGGCUCUGUUGUCACCUUAGAAUAUUUAUCUGAUGAUUUAUGAGAUGUUGCACCGUAUUGUUUGGUUUUUGGUGGUUUUCGUGUCAGUGGAUCUUGUGUCCUUUGCAGCAGCUGCUUCUUCACAAAUAGUCACAACACCCACAAAGAAUGUUGAGACGACUAAAAACCUGAUCAAGAAAAACCUUGAACGAUUGGAGAAACUGAGCAACAGAUCCAGUUAUGUUGCAAGGAGCUGUAAAGAGAUCAGGGACAGAUAUAAUGAACAAGAAGAUGGGUUGUACUACCUAACCACUGCUAAUGGCAUGGUCUAUCAGACUUUCUGUGACAUGACCACUGCGGGAGGCGGCUGGACGCUGGUGGCGAGCGUCCAUGAGAACAGUAUUUAUGGAAGGUGCACAGUGGGAGACCGCUGGUCGAGCCAGCAGGGAAACAAUCCUGGACUGCCAGAUGGAGACGGGAACUGGUCCAACAGAAACACCUUUGGAACAGCAGAGGGGGCCACCUCAGAUGAUUUUAAGCAUAGAACCUCCCGCAUGUGA
Messenger RNA from Micropterus dolomieu (smallmouth bass), 627 nucleotides. RefSeq names its product intelectin-like. NCBI's taxonomy places the organism in Eukaryota, Metazoa, Chordata, Actinopteri, Centrarchiformes, Centrarchidae. The record is from RefSeq and is a predicted model, not a curated record. Bases 121 to 627 code for a protein of 168 amino acids. The transcript is spliced from 5 exons. Gene Ontology annotation, molecular function: oligosaccharide binding.